Rhodofomes roseus is the source of this 2475-nucleotide messenger RNA. Its product is annotated as SET domain-containing protein. The coding region runs from base 1 to 2475 and encodes 824 amino acids. Gene Ontology annotation, molecular function: protein binding; histone H3K36 methyltransferase activity. The transcript is spliced from 12 exons. Lineage: Eukaryota; Fungi; Basidiomycota; Agaricomycetes; Polyporales; Fomitopsidaceae. The record is from RefSeq and is a predicted model, not a curated record. Gene Ontology annotation, biological process: regulation of DNA-templated transcription. Gene Ontology annotation, cellular component: chromosome; chromatin; nucleus.
AUGGACGAACCAUCGACCUCACGGAGCUCCUCUUCAGAGCUCAAGCAAGAGACCGCUGCCCUGAAACUUGAAGACGACCGGCCGUCUGCUACACCGCCUGUCUCCUCACGGGGCAAGCCCAAGAGCGAGCCGCAGCUCAUCGGCCACCUCCCCCGCGCUGAGGAGGACGCACGACGCACAUUUGUUCAGCUCGAGCAAAAUCACUACCAAUAUGGCACUCUCGGACGGUCGCGGGAAGCUCUAGAGAGUAUGACCUGCGAGUGUCAGUACGAACAUGGGGUGGAUCACCCUGACGAUGCGUGUGGCUCGGAUUGUAUCAACCGACUCACGCAGGUAGAGUGCCUCCCCGACGAUUGUCGAUGUCGCUCAUACUGCCAAAAUCAACGAUUUCAGCUGAGGCAGUACGCGCCUAUCGAGAUCGUGCAAACUGAAAUGAAGGGGUUUGGUCUCCGUGCUGCAGAGGAUCUGCCAAAGGACACCUUCAUUUACGAAUAUCUGGGCGACGUAGUCAGCCAGCCCACUUUCCUCAAACGCAUGCGACAGUAUGCCGAAGAGGGUAUCCGACAUUUCUACUUCAUGAUGCUCCAGAAGGACGAGUUCAUUGACGCCACCAAGCGAGGUGGAAUCGGCCGCUUUGCUAACCACAGCUGUAACCCCAAUUGUUACGUAGCAAAGUGGACAGUGGAUCAGCAUGUGCGCAUGGGUAUCUUCGCCAACCGGCACAUCAAGAAGAACGAAGAGCUCACAUUCAACUACAACGUUGACCGGUAUGGCCAUGACGCACAACCAUGUUAUUGCGGAGAGCCGAAUUGCGUCGGGUUCAUCGGUGGCAAGACGCAGACCGAUAUCGCGGCUAUGGACGAUCUCUACCUCGAUGCGCUCGGUAUUUCCGAGGAGGUCGCGGUCUUGGGUCUCAAGGGGAGCAAGAAGAGGAAGAGCAAGAAGCUCGACGAGGACUUCAUCCCUACACUCAAGCCACUCAUCGAAAAGGACAUACCGAAGGUCGUCCAGGCGCUCCGACAGACACAGAGCCGCAAGGUCCUCAUCAAGUUGCUGACGCGUAUAAAGAUGACGGAAGAUCAACCUGCUUUGCGGCAGCUUAUGCGUCUUCGUGGCUUCAGCGUCAUGACCAACAUCCUCGAGGACUACAGUACCGACGCGGAGGUGUCUAUAUCGGCGAUCGAGUGCAUGAUGACUUGGCCACUCAUCCAACGGAACAAAGUCGAGGACUCCAAGAUCAACGUUCCGGUUCAAGCAUGCGCACAGUCCGAGAACCAAAUGCUUGCAGAGCUCGCCCAGAAGUUGCUUGCACAAUGGGAUGCCUUGGAGUACGCGUAUCGAAUACCAAAGCGGUUGAAAGGGGGGGACGAAGACGAUGCCCCUGCGCCAUCGUCCGGCCUAUCCUACAGAGUGGCCGACCCUCGCCCGCAGAAGCGCGCGCGCCCCGACACGCUCUUCGUCUUCGAGAACGAAGCCUCCAAGCUCGACUUCAAGCUCCGCGCACCCGCGCCACCGCCGCCCAAGCCCAAGGACGCCGCGAAGGAGGUCGCUGAGCCCCCCGCGCCCGCCGUCAAGCUCGUCAACGCAUGGGACAUCGUGCAGCAGCGCGAGCGGGACGUCGCAGCCAUCAUCGCGAAGGCGUCCGCGGCAGCGGAGGCGGCGCUCGCCACUGCCGUCGCCGCGCCGUCCAAGGCCGACGCGGACAAGGAAAAGGAGGAGGAGGAGCAGAAGAAGCGCGAGGCGAAGGAGGCGCGGCGGAAGAAGCGGAAGCAGCUGAGCCAGGAGGAGAGGGAGGCGAACAAGGAGAAGCGGCUCCUCAAGCUCGUCGGCGCGGUCAUCGUGAAGUGCAUGUCGAAGCACCGCGACCAGCUCGACCACGACCAGUUCAAGAAACACGCCAAGGAGCUCACGCACAUCAUCGCCGAGAAGGAGAAGAAGUCCUCGUCCUUCCGCGAGGGCCGCCUCGACACGCUCUCCGACGAGAAGGUCGUCAAGAUCAAGAAGUUCGCGAAGGAGUACAUCGCCAAGAUCCUCCGCAAGAUGGACAAGAAGCGGCGCGAGAGCGGCGGCGCGCGCCCCUCCGCGUCCGCCUCCGCGUCCUCGUCCGCGCAGCCCGGCGCCUCCGCGUCCCCGUCCGUGCUCUCCCCGUCGCUCUCCGGCGAGGGCACCGACCUCGACGCGGCCGUCGCGGACAUGAUGGACCUCGCCCCCGACGGCGACGGCGACGGCGACGACGACGACGACAUGGACAUGGACAUGGACGGCGCGGACGCAGAGGAGGCGUCGCCGCAGCCCGACUCGGAGACGCCGCCGUCCGACUCGGUCGGCACGCCCGCGCAGACGCCGGCGGCAGUCGUGGGCGACCCGCGGCUCCGGCAUCGGAGGGAGGAGUGCGGGUGGGACCCGGACAGCGAGAAGAUGGGCCAGGCGGCGCGCGUGAGGCCCGUCGUCGUUAGUGCGGUGUCCGUGUCGUAG